Trichechus manatus latirostris (Florida manatee) is the source of this 528-nucleotide messenger RNA. RefSeq names its product casein kappa (gene CSN3). The record is from RefSeq and is a predicted model, not a curated record. The transcript has 2 exons. Lineage: Eukaryota; Metazoa; Chordata; Mammalia; Sirenia; Trichechidae. The coding region runs from base 10 to 528 and encodes 172 amino acids. Gene Ontology annotation, cellular component: extracellular region. Gene Ontology annotation, biological process: lactation; protein stabilization.
UUAGGUGCAAUGAUGAAGGGCUUUCUCUUGUCUGUGAAUAUCCUGGCAUUAACUUUGCCCUUUUUGUGCCUUGAGAGCGAUGAAAGAUGGUUCUGUCAGAAAGCAGUCAAAUAUGUUCCAAAUAAUUAUGUGCUGAAGAGCUAUUAUUGUUACGAACCAAAUUAUUACCAACGUAGGCCAGCUGUACCAAUCAAUAAUCCAUACAUACUUCACCUAUAUCCUGUAAAACUAGUUGCAGUUAGGUCACAUACUCAAAUUCCUCAGUGGCAAGUUCCAUCAAAUAUCUACCCAUCCCCAUUAGCACAUCACAAAUACCUCAAACCAUCAUUUAUUGUCAUUCCCCCAACGAAAAUUCAGGAUAAACCUAUAAUCCCUCCCUUCGACACCAUUACUACUAUCGAGGCUACACAUAGUCCUACCAUUGAACCAACGGUAAACACUGUCGUUCCUCCCGAAGCUUCCUCAGAGGUCAUCGUCACAAAUACACCUGAGAGUACCACAGUCCCAGUUAUUUCAUCCCAGGUCUAA